AUGAGGCUGAGGACACGGCUAGGUAGCCUGAGGCGAUAUCCUUUUCUGGAUAACCCGAGGGACCGGGAUGACUCGGAUGAGCAGCGCUGGGAUUCCGCUACCGCCCCUGGUUUCCAGUACAACUCCAGUAAGAAAGGGGGCAUGAGUCCGAGAGUGUGA
Molecule: messenger RNA, 159 nt
Organism: Aspergillus nidulans FGSC A4
Lineage: Eukaryota; Fungi; Ascomycota; Eurotiomycetes; Eurotiales; Aspergillaceae
Exons: 2
Coding region: 1-159 (52 amino acids)
Source: RefSeq, a predicted model, not a curated record